UCUUCUCUUCAGUCCCAAACUUCCUCUUCUUGAGAAAACUUUCCUUUCAUCACCCAUCAACAAAAACAAAAACCUAGUCUUUCCAUCUUCAACUCUUACAUUUUUAACCAGAAGAGCUUCUUUUUGCUUUGGCCCAUUUCAUCAAUGGCUUGUUUGGAGAUGAGUAAGGAGGGAAAGUUCAAAGAGAAUCAAGAAGAGUGCACUCUUGAUGGAACAGUUGAUUGGCAUGGUCAUCCUGCUAUUAAGAAGAAAUCUGGACAGUGGGUUGCUGGAAUUAUCAUCCUCCUGAACCAAGGACUAGCAACCCUUGCAUUCUUCGGCGUAGGGGUGAACUUGGUGCUGUUCCUCACAAGAGUUUUACAACAGGACAAUGCUGAUGCUGCUAAUAAUGUUAGCAAAUGGACUGGAACGGUCUACAUCUUCUCUCUUGUCGGUGCUUUUCUCAGUGAUUCCUACUGGGGAAGAUACAAAACCUGUGCUAUUUUUCAGGUUAUUUUUGUCAUUGGUCUGGUAUUACUGUCACUGUCUUCAUACCUUUUCCUGAUCAAACCAAAAGGAUGUGGUGAUGAAUCAACUCCAUGUGGAUCCCAUUCAAGCCUGGAAGUUGCAUUUUUUUACCUCUCUAUUUAUUUGGUUGCUCUCGGAAAUGGAGGAUAUCAACCUAAUAUUGCUACAUUUGGGGCUGAUCAGUUUGAUGAAGAGGACCCUAAGGAAGGGCACUCAAAAGUGGCAUUUUUUAGCUACUUCUACCUGGCAUUGAACCUGGGUUCCCUCUUCUCCAACACCAUAUUGGGUUACUUUGAGGAUGGAGGCAAGUGGGCACUAGGCUUCUGGGUGUCGACAGGCUCCGCCUUGGCGGCAUUGGUCUUGUUUCUUGGAGGAACAGCUAGAUACAGGCACUUCAAACCUUCUGGUAACCCUCUCUCCAGGUUCUGUCAAGUCAUAGUUGCUGCAACAAAGAAGUGCAGUGUCAAUAUGCCAGAAAAUGCAGAGGACUUAUAUGAUGUGGAUGGAAAAGGCUGCUCUGCAAAUGGCAACAGAAGGAUACUCUACACUCAUGGAUUCAAGUUCUUGGAUAGAGCAGCAUUCAUCUCAUCAAGAGAUAUGGAUGACAAAAGGCAGGGUGGUCACAACCCAUGGCGCCUAUGCCCAAUCACACAAGUAGAAGAAGUUAAAUGCAUACUGAGAUUACUCCCAAUUUGGCUCUGCACCAUAAUCUACUCGGUCGUUUUUACACAGAUGGCCUCUCUGUUUGUAGAACAAGGUGCUGCAAUGAAAACUACCAUCUCAAACUUCAGAAUCCCUCCUGCCAGCAUGUCUAGCUUUGACAUUCUAAGUGUAGCACUUUUCAUUUUCCUUUACCGUCGAGUUCUUGAUCCACUCGUAAGCAGGAUUAGAAACUCAAAAUCGAAAGGAUUGACUGAACUUCAAAGAAUGGGUAUCGGCCUCGUGAUAGCUAUAACGGCAAUGGUUUCAGCUGGGAUUGUGGAGUGCUAUAGACUGAAGUAUGCAAGAAGAGACUGCACACAUUGCCAAGGCUCAAGCACCUUGAGCAUCUUUUGGCAAGUUCCUCAGUACGCACUUAUCGGAGCAUCAGAAGUUUUCAUGUAUGUAGGCCAACUGGAAUUCUUCAAUGCACAAACACCAGAUGGAUUAAAGAGCUUUGGAAGUGCACUCUGCAUGACAUCUAUAUCACUAGGAAACUAUGUGAGCAGCUUGCUGGUGACAAUGGUUAUGAAGAUUUCGACUGUGGAUCACAUGCCUGGAUGGAUCCCAGGAAAUCUGAACAAGGGUCACCUAGACAGGUUUUACUUCCUCUUAGCUGGUCUGACAACUAUAGACUUAGCUGUGUAUAUGGCGUGUGCUAGGUGGUACAAGUGUAUCAAACUGGAAGGAAAAUCCAUGGAGAACGACGACGAGGAUGAAGACAAUUUCAAAGUCUGAUGUUUAGUAAACAUCAAACCGACAUCAACACCUAAAGUACCACCUUAUAUAAAUAAGAGGGAGGCACAGGGUAGUGAUGAGCAUUUUGCAGUGAGCUUCUAGUUGCUGUACUCUUAUCACCCAAGUGUCCAUGUUCCUAAAACACCUAAUUCUCCUGUUGAUUCUGUUUCUAGAGUUAGGUCUGAAUUGAAAUGGGUUUAAAGAGAGGUGGAUCAACUUUUGGUUUAAUAUCACCUCCCACUAAUUUGUUGGUUCUUACAAGCCAUUUGAGCUGUGCUUGUAAGUGAUUUCAUGUAAAAUAGAGUAAGCUCUCUUUGUAGAAUGCUGAAAGUUGCUUGUAUAUGAGAGCUGUUCUUUGAACAAUAAUAGAUCAAGUGCCUCCUUUCCUCUCAAA
Manihot esculenta (cassava) is the source of this 2338-nucleotide messenger RNA. Its product is annotated as protein NRT1/ PTR FAMILY 7.3. Lineage: Eukaryota; Viridiplantae; Streptophyta; Magnoliopsida; Malpighiales; Euphorbiaceae. The transcript has 5 exons. Gene Ontology annotation, biological process: transmembrane transport. The record is from RefSeq and is a predicted model, not a curated record. Gene Ontology annotation, cellular component: membrane. The coding region runs from base 145 to 1944 and encodes 599 amino acids. Gene Ontology annotation, molecular function: transmembrane transporter activity.